GUGAGAUUCUUGAACUUUGAUUGAACCUUUGAGAUUGAGUUAAGUUCUCCUCCUACAGCUUACCCCCUAGUGCGUCGAAAGCCAUAGCGUCGCGAAUACUUCAUCAAUCAACGUGAUUCAAAUUGGGAACGGUAGCUGAGAUUAAGAGCUACAACAUAUCCAAGUUUCGCGACAUUCCAACGGCUAGUUGUUUGUCGACGUCGUUUCUUGUGAAGACGACUUUUCUGUCCAGAAUUUCGGAUUUAUAUUUUGAGUAAUUCUAGCUCCUAAGUUCACCUAGACUCUGUCCUUAAUCCUAACAAGUGGUAUCAGAGCGAUAUUAAGGACAUUGAGAGGAGUCUACAGAAGUGUGAAGACCCUUCUAGACCCACCAUGGCCUGUGGGUGUGCCUAAGUGGUGUUCUAAAGGUUGGAUGUGUCUUCCGCUAAGGGGAAACUCUGCCGAAAUUUCGUGGACGCCGACACUUGUGAAAAUAUCGAGGGAGCUGAGUGUGGACAGCAAAGGGGAGCUGAAAUUCGUCAUUUCUCAAGGAGAAGAUGAAUGAGAGAGGAGGAGAUGCUAAUGGAAGAGGAGCUGUAGCUGAGAAGACAACAGCGUCAGGUGCUUUGCUCCCCGUGAUUGGUGUUGGGAAUGCCAAGGUUAAGGGAGCUAAUGGGGAGCUUGUGGGGCUUGGGAAUGUUCUGCUGGUUAAAGGCUUGUCUGCUAACCUUCUCUCUGUGCGGCGACUGCAGAAGAGUAAGGCCGAAGUGACCUUUGGACCAACCAGCUGCCGUGCUAAGCUUGGGAAGAAGGUGCUGUGGAGUCUGGAAGAGGAGACCAGCUGCAUCAAGGACCUUGUGGUCUCACGCCCUAGUCAUGAGCAGCUGGAAGCGGCCAAGAGGUUGGUCCGCUAUGUGAGUGCUACGGCAUCAGUGGGAUUGGAGUACAGUGGAGUGAGGCAGCGGUUGCAGAGAGGUGCUGCAGAUGUGAAGAGUGGAGAGAUGCUCUUGAGUUGCUAUACUGACGCUAGCUUCAACUCAGUGAAAGCGGAUGGCACCAGCAUUGGGGGUUAUGUGUGCUUGCUAGGAGGUGGUGCUCUCGCCAAGAAUGCUUGUCUGCAUGGGCUGACAAAACACAUAAGGCCUAAGUGGCAUUGGGUGAGGAGACUCCUUGAUAAGGAGGUGCGGCUGGAGAUAGUGAAGACCCAUCAGCAGGCAGCAGAUAUUUUCACCAAGCGUCUGGCGGAGGCGGAUCAUUGGAAGGGCAUGAAGCUUGCUGGGAUGAGUGUGCAUUGAGUAUGCAUGCUUGAGAUGUGGUAUGGUCGAUGAUGGUUGGCAGCCAGAGGGGGAGAUUGUUGUGUGAUGUCAUCAUAUGCUAUCACAUUCUGUCUGCCUCCCAUCCCAUGUUUUUCAACUUGCAUGUGUGGUUUGAAUGUGCAAGCAUUUGUGUGUGGUGUGUUCUGGAGUUUGGGAAUGUGUUUUGUGUUAUUUUGUUUGAGCAGAUUCUUGAACUUUGAUUGAACUCUUGAGAUUGAGUUAAGUUCUCCUCCUACAGCUUACCCCCUAGUGCGUCGAAAGCCAUAGCGUCGCGAAUACUUCAUCAAUCAACGUGAUUCAAAUUGGGAACGGUAGCUGAGAUUAAGAGCUACAACAUAUCCAAGUUUCGCGACAUUCCAACGGCU
Closterium sp. NIES-67 is the source of this 1660-nucleotide messenger RNA. Lineage: Eukaryota; Viridiplantae; Streptophyta; Zygnematophyceae; Desmidiales; Closteriaceae. The record is from the annotation of a GenBank genome assembly.